Bombyx mori (domestic silkworm) is the source of this 6038-nucleotide messenger RNA. RefSeq lists its product as uncharacterized. The transcript is spliced from 8 exons. Lineage: Eukaryota; Metazoa; Arthropoda; Insecta; Lepidoptera; Bombycidae. The coding region runs from base 355 to 1446 and encodes 363 amino acids. Gene Ontology annotation, molecular function: nucleic acid binding. The record is from RefSeq and is a predicted model, not a curated record.
AGUCGCUCACGCUCCGCCGAGCGCGCGAACGUCGUCAGUGGAUCUCAGGUUGCACCCUCAACAAGUGGGGAGCAACUUAACUGCCGCGACGCGAAAAAAAAAUCGUAACUACAAAUUAAAUACGAUACUUAGUGCUGAGAGCAACUAAACUGCCGCGACGCGAAAAAUAAUAAUCGUAACUGCAAAUUAAAUUCGAUAUUCGAAAAGUGAAUUAAUUUAACUUAAUCUCGAUAUUCUGUUACUAUUUGCGAACAGGAAAUGAAUAAGUGAAAAGACAAGUGCUUCGGUAUUGACUAAUAAAUUAUUGAAAAUGUUGUUCAGUUGACCUGUGAGUUUUGUUGACACGCAAUCAAGAUGCAGAUGUCCAGAGGCAACGGCCGCGUGCUUUCUAUUCUAUUCAGCGCUUUACUACUGGGACGCGCUAUCACAGUGCGUGGUCACACGGAAGUCCGCGUAGAACUUCAGAUGGAGCGUUGGGCGGCGCGGGGAGGAUCGGUCCGAUUACGCUGCGUUCACGACGUUCCAGCUCACCUGCUUGACAAAGUGGUCUUCCUACGUCACGGAACAAAGAUCUUCCAAUACAUACGAGACAGGAAACCGCCGUACAGAAACUUUACAACACCCGGUGCUGUACUCAAUAUUGCUUUAGCGACGGAAAACUCAAUAAUUCUUCAAAAUUUGGACUUUGCCGCAAGCGGAAGCUACUCUUGUGAGGUAUCACUUGACACCCCUAUAUACACUAAAGCGUCCAGUGGAAAACAACUCACUGUUUUUCAUCCACAGAAGCAUCACCCACGUAUCGACUUCCCGACUCGCUACCUAAGUUCAGGGGAGACGUUACGAGCUAACUGUACAACAGCCCCCGCCCUCCCAGCGCCCCAUAUAACCUGGUUCAUCAAUGGGAAGAAGAUGGACGGAAUUGUCGCCCAUUCUCACAAGUUUCGGGUACCAAUGGGCGAACGCAGCGGCCGUCGCGGGUUACAACGAACUUUUGAAUCAAACAGUACACCACCUCCAUUAGUAGCUCUAACGCAUGCUUCACAUAUCGCCACCCGCCCUCCCGGCUGCAAUCACAAGGAUAACCCUGUUGACGAGAUUGGCGAAAUAAAAGAACGAGACGAAACAAACAUGCUCCACUCGACAUCCAGCAGGCACAAAAUUCGAAAGCCCUCGCGACGAGAUUUAUAUGUGACCAUAUCGGAACUGCAAUUAGUGGCAACGGGAAGGCUUGAAAUUACAUGCGUCAGUACUAUACCUGAAUUCCGCAGCAUCGAUGAUAAGUUCGCAGACGUCCGAAAUGACACUGUUAUUGUGGAUGUUAUCAAGCCCUCAACGUACAUCCAGCCAACAACAAACAUCACAAUAGCAGAGUACAACACUUCUGGCGCACAAAGGCCGUAUUCUGUACUAUACAUCAUGUGUAUUUGCUUGUUAAAAAUCGCUUGAUAAUACAUUAUAAUUUAAGUUUAUUAAACGGGCUGUGAUAAAUAAUAAAUGUUCAUUUAUAAAUAACCUAAGUUACUCGUUAAAUGUAUCUUUUAACUGUGGUUAUUGUAUUAUGUAUUUAAAUCAAACUUCUAACACGCACUUGUAAAUAAUAAAAUCCGCCACGCUUCGCUGUGGCUAUCUAUCGCUGAGUAAGAGAAAUAAAGUUAGGAAUUUAUUAAAACGAUUGGCGGGGCACCUAUGUAGGUCGAAAGAUAAUAUUAGAAACAUUAACUGAAGUGCCAAUAUUAAUUGCCGGAACAAUAACAAAGAUUAAUUAUCAACAUAUGCCAACAAUAUGUAAGUAUACAGGCAACUGCUAAAUAAUUUGUCUUAAUUAAAACGAUAAUACGACUUCUAGAGAAUUUUAGAUGAUCGUUUUGAAAACCUUUAAUUUAAAAUCAGAUUCAACUCUACAGAAUUCAUUUCAUUGUUUUUUAUUUAUUAUACUGAACUUCUGCGUUAAAUAAAUUAUCAAAUGCGUUCGGUAGUGAUGAGACGCAACACAAGAAACAAUUUGACCUAAUCAUGGAAUAGAUGAAAAUAUAAAUUAUGGACAUGGGUACUAUAAUAUUUUAAAAGUUUUAAUUCAUUAAAGUUUUAAUAAAAGUUUAAUAAAAAAAUAAUCUAAUCAGUUUCCGUAAAAAAUUGAGUAGACAGUGAAUUCACUUGAAACGGAAACUCAGCUCGAUGAUUGAGUGAUUACUUUUGAUACUUAUAUUGCUUGAAUAUACAGAUUAUAAAAAAAAUGUCUUAUUUUUAUUAUAAGUUACAGUUUUAAAUAUAUUCACAAGAUUUCGAACGUAAAGCUUUCAAUGAUAAUUGCUCCUGAAGGUUUUGGGUGAAAUCAAACAAAUAAGCAAAUGGUGAGAUUGUUAAACUCAAUUUAAUACAAAAAAAAGAAAAAAGAAAGGAAUAAAAAAAACAGUAGUCACAAUCUUUUUUGGGAGACUUCUUCAAUUCUUAUCAAUAUUAAUUUUUUUUACUUGUAAUUAACUAUCCAUCCGUUAUACUCAGAAUAGUAUUUCUGUUGAUUGUAAAUACAUAGCGAGAAUAUCACAAUUUUAUUACUUUCAUAACUCGUAGGUUCAAACUUAGAGUAUUAACCGUUCCUGCUCUUAGCAUACAACAUCGGAAUACGUCACAUUAAUUUAUUUAAAAUUAGUAUACCUAUCUAGUAACAUAGAGUGUCGAUUUGAAAUCGAGAGGACCUUACUUUUUUUGCCUCUUGUGCCUUCGGUUCAUAUUGGGCAUGGAUAAUACUCGUAUGAAGUCCUACUUAUAAAGUAAAAACUGGCCUCUCAAUUUCUAUAGUGAGCCCAUACAUUUUAGAAGGUGUUUUCGGAGCAUUCCUGAAAAUGAAGUUAGGUGGGGGGAGCACUUAUGAUUCCUGUCACGACAAUAACAAAAACAUGUUUUUUUAUUUUACACGCAAAAUAACAGAACACGCAAUAUAAUAUAAUAGACAUGUACAUUCUUGAAAAAACGAAAUUUUAUUAAUACGUGUAUCUUAGUUCUAUGAUUAGUUAGACUAUGUAAUUUAUUAUCACUGUUUCAUACUGUUGGUGUGACCCAAAUAAAUAAGUAUAACAGAACUCUUGAAAAAUAUAAACAGGAACAAAAAAUAGUAGUUCAGUACUUUUCCCUUAGCUUAUCAAGCGAUUUUAUAUGUUUUUCUUGUUUAGUAUAAAUCGGUAGUGUUCGCCUCGUUGCCCGAAAUUGAACAUUAAUGACAACUCAAAAUUUCCAGUUUUCUUGCAAAAGUGAGGUGUGAAAGGCUGACUUUUCCCAUUCUUUUAUUGUUCAUAAACUCUUCAAUCAAUAAUAAAAAAAGAAAAUCAAUUGAAAAACUGGCGAGAAAAUGUUAAUUAACAGUUUUGGUUGUCAGUGUAGCAAUGGAAAAUAAUAUUUUCCGUUUAGGGCUACUAUUUUAUACUUGCUUCGGUUCGGAAACGGUUUAUUUACACCCUGUAUACUGUCUAUAACACAUUUAAUUCUAAAAAUAAAUCGUACAAUAACAUUUCUUAAACUACUACUAAACUAUUUGUUUUUAUUCUACUACGAACUUUCAAUUUCCAAUGAAAUUCCUAUAACGUAACCUAGUUGCUAUUUAAGCUUUUAAUAAAUAUUUUGGAUAAUGUCUGAAUCUAUGGGACUUUGUAGUAAAUAUAAUUACAUACAUAUUACCUAAUGGUAUUAGGGUACCGAAUUACGUAGGUAAAGCUUAAAAACAUUGUAUUCAGAAUCUGUCUAGAUAAUUCCUUAUUAAAAUUAAUUUAAUGUAAAUAUAAAAUGUAAUUAUGAAAACUAACCAACAAAUAGUUUAAAACUAUGUACUAUUGAAAUAUUAUGAUAUUUCAAAUUUUACUGAAUAAAAUUACUGAGACUAUAGAAUAUAUUUCAACCUUAUACAUAUCUGAAAGUGGGCGAUGGUAUUCAUAUUUGUGAUUUCAAUGGGAUCUAGUAGAUACUUAGUUAGGCCAUGAGCAGUCUGUAGUUAGACAUGUUUAAGUAAAAAAUAUAUUUAAAAUUAUACAUAGAAUCUUCAUUAUAAUUUUAAUAACGAUGCAGUAAAUUUACGAUAUUUAUGUCUUUCUUUCUCGUGAUCGUUACGACGGUGAGAAACAAAGAUAAAUGCUAUCUGACCCACAAAAUUAGUUUUAAAUUAAAAAGGUAAGAUAAGAAUAAUGCCUUAGAGCACAUAGUUGAUAUAAUGCAUAGUUAUAUGUUAAUCCACGGUAUGUUUAAUAAAGGCUCUCUAACAUUUCUGUUAAACAAAUACAUAUCACUAUGAAGACUUAAAGUAAUGUGUCCCAUAUAUAGUUAAUAAAGUUUUAAUUAUAAUAAAAUUAUACUUAAAAAGUAUACAGCGGGUUAAUUUUUCAAAUUUUUUUAGCCUGUGAACAAACUCUAAAUGGAGUUUUGGGACUGUUUUAGCCGUUAGUAAAUUCAUGAAAAAUCAAUUUUCUAGUUGGGACUAAUAUUCCUUCGUUUGAUUUUGGAAAAAAGAUCUGAUCUAUGCUAAGUAUUCUUCCACAAACAAUAUGUCAGAAAUUUAGAUUUUUUUAUAUAAGCAAAAAGAAAUUGUCAUUGUAAAUUCAUUAGCUGAUUAAAUAUAACUAGAUGAUGACCGAUGAGCUUUGCUCGGUUUUUUUUUUGAUAACGCCAUCUUGUUGUGUCUUUAAAACGGUUAGUUGCCCUCAAUUAAGAAAAAUAGUACUAUUAUUCGCCAACAGAUGUCGGGAAGAGUUGAUUAUUGAAAACACGAAUAAAACAUCAUUUUCUGAAAAUAAAUCGUAGCUAGAUCGAUUUAUCGCCCCCGAAAUCCCCUGUAUACGAAAUUUUAUGAAAAUCGUUGGAGCCGUUUCGGAGAUUCAGAUUAUAUUGCUCGUUUAAAGGUAUAAGAUAUCAUCUAUAUACAAAAUCUUGUGUUUGUUUGUGCCUUGCCCAAAGUUCUUAAGGAUUUAAGAUUGGACUUUGUUGUUUCAUUUUAUCUUAGUGUGAGUUUGAAGAUGUUUAAUGAAGAAAACACAUAUUACAGUAAUCCUUACAAAUGAGUAUGUACUAUAAAAUAUUUGAUUCAAUUAAAUUAAAAAAAAUAAAAAGGCACUAUUAUCAGAGAUAAUAGGUAAGUAAAAGAAUAGGUAACUAGUCUCGCACACAUGUUUGGAAAGAAAGUUUGAAUAAUGAAAUUGAUUUAAUAAAUGAUCGUAGUUACAAAAUAACAUACCUAGUAUUAUUCAAUCUUUAGAAUUGAGUCCAAUCUUAACGCACGAAGAAAUGUGUGUUGAUACUUUUAAAAAAUGCUUAAAAUGUGCAAAUUUCUCAACAGUUUCCUAACUUUUCAGAACAUUAUUCACAUAUACUUACAGUAGGCUUUUUGCAUGACCUGCAUCAAAAAAAAUUUGGAUUGUAGAAAUAACACUGAAUGUUUUUAUUAGCUACUUGCCUACGAAAAUUGAUUUUUCAAAAAAUCUUGACCUACUUUUAAUUAUUCCGAACAAAUUGACCCAAAAACAAAAUGAGUACUGAUUCAAGUAUCUUAGUUAUAUAUUAGGUAUAUCUAGCUUUCAGUUUUAUUAUAAAAAUAUAAAAUACCAUGACUGUAAUGAGUUAAGUCCGCUUAAAAAGAUCAAGUUAAUCCUUGACAGAAAAGAUUUUCUAAGGUCAGUAUCAGACAAAUAUUUACAUAGCCCAUCAAUAAGUUCCUUUUAGAAUCCUUUAAAUGUGACUGUGGGGAAUAAUUAUUAUAAAAUAAAAUAAAAGCACGCAGGAUACGGUGUAGGCCCGUAUCCAGACAGGUUGUUCCAGAAAUUUCCACUACACACCUACUGUUCCCAGCUCUAAAAUAAUAUUUCAUAAGUUACUUGUUUUUAAACUAAUUUUUAUCUUCACGGGAUGUUUAUUUUAUAUAUGAUUUCAUGUUCCCUUUAUCUAUAAUGUAUUUACCUAAACCAAAUAUAAGAAACAACCGUGUUGGCGUACCUACAUCUAGUUAGUAAGUAAUGCUAUUAGUAAUGUGUGAUAAUAUUAUAUUAAAGUAUGUUAAUUUA